Messenger RNA from Symsagittifera roscoffensis, 721 nucleotides. Its product is annotated as vesicle transport protein GOT1B-like. The record is from RefSeq and is a predicted model, not a curated record. Lineage: Eukaryota; Metazoa; Xenacoelomorpha; Acoela; Convolutidae. Gene Ontology annotation, biological process: endoplasmic reticulum to Golgi vesicle-mediated transport; retrograde transport, endosome to Golgi. The coding region runs from base 22 to 435 and encodes 137 amino acids. The transcript has 7 exons. Gene Ontology annotation, cellular component: membrane; endoplasmic reticulum.
CUUAUUAAAUAGGUUUGGUUAAUGAUGAUAUCAGAUUUUCAAAAAAUAGGAAUUGGCCUGGUCGGAUUCGGCAUGUUCUUCAACUUCAUGGGAGUCAUGAUGAUGUUCGACAAGGGUCUGCUCGCCAUAGGAAAUCUACUGUUUUUGGCUGGUGUUACAAUGAUAAUCGGAUUUGAAAGGACCAUCAGGUUUUUCUUCCAGCGUCACAAGUUAAAAGGAACAUCUUUUUUCAUGGGAGGAAUAUUCAUAGUAUUAUUUGGUUACCCAGUGAUUGGAAUGAUUCUUGAGACGUAUGGUUUUGUAUCAUUAUUUGGUGGUUUUAUCCCCACCAUAGUGGGCUUCGCCAGAGGAAUUCCUGGUCUCAAUCUAGUAUUCGCAAUCCCCUUCAUAAACAGAAUAGCAACAAAAGUGGAAAAUUCCAAGUCAAUGGUCUAGUGCUCAACGCAAAUGCUAUCGAAUAAGCAUUCGGUGCCCUGUCAGGCUCUUAGCAUCAAUUUUCUUGAUUUACCAUCAGCUGAAGUUGCUGUGGAAAAUGUCGGGAGGAUUCGAGAGACCCUAGUUCAGAGCACAGUCCUUAUUUUAUUGUAUUGCUUCAAUUUGAUCUUUUAAUAUUCCUAUUUGCAUUGUAUUUACUGUUUAUUAUGAAUCCAGCAGUUUGUGGUAUAAAUACAUUUUUUAUUGUAAAUCUCAAUUUAUGUGGCUCUAGUGUGUAGUCGAUAUG